AUGCCCGGGCCAAUCAUUGAGGAGCUUCCGGAUGACUAUGAUGUGGCAGAGAAGGCGCAGCCCUCGCUGCGGCGGGGCUUCUUGACCAAAAGGAGCGAGGCCAAGGAAGUGCCGCAGGCUGCACCUGCGACGCCGGCUCCUGCACCUGCAUCGGGUGAAGGUGCUGGAUCCGAGGAGUUCGAGGAGGCGCCGCUGCAAGCUUUGCGGCAGAGGCUGCAAGGAGCUGUGGCAGCAGCCCGGCAGCGCGCACAGGAGGCGGCCAGCGCGGGAGAGAAGGAGAGAAAGGCCUUAGAAGUCCAGCUCGCGCCCCUGCAGGCAAGAUGGCCUACAUCUCAGAUCAAGGAGCGGCAGGCCAAGGCCAGCAAAGAGAUCGACGACGCAUUGGCGGAAAUGCGCAUGAGCAUCAACGACGGCAGAAGGCUCCGCAGCGGCGAGGAGCGCCGGGCGCUGGCGGAGCUCCGGAAGUCUGCGGAGGACGUGAUGGAUCGAGUCCAGAAGGUGGCGGACCAAGCCAGCGGCCGCGGAGCGGCCGAGGACCGCCAGCGGCAGGCUGUGGCAGCCUUCCACGUGCUGCCGCUGACGGCGAAGCUGCGGGUCCUCUUGGGCGAGAAGGCCCUGGCAAUCCCUCUGGUGGGCGGCGCAUUUGCCCUGGGAGCAGCUGUGGUGCUGGGCAUUUGCUUGGAGGUCUUUUCAGCCUGGGGCUGCCGAGCCAACUGCUGA
Effrenium voratum is the source of this 720-nucleotide messenger RNA. The record is from the annotation of a GenBank genome assembly. NCBI's taxonomy places the organism in Eukaryota, Dinophyceae, Suessiales, Symbiodiniaceae.